This is a messenger RNA of Sphaerodactylus townsendi, 1335 nucleotides long. RefSeq lists its product as uncharacterized. Gene Ontology annotation, cellular component: extracellular matrix. Gene Ontology annotation, biological process: extracellular matrix organization; positive regulation of cell-substrate adhesion. Gene Ontology annotation, molecular function: protein binding; collagen V binding; heparin binding. NCBI's taxonomy places the organism in Eukaryota, Metazoa, Chordata, Lepidosauria, Squamata, Sphaerodactylidae. The coding region runs from base 1 to 1335 and encodes 444 amino acids. The record is from RefSeq and is a predicted model, not a curated record. The transcript is spliced from 5 exons.
AUGGGAAUCUGCACGAUAAUAUGGAAGGAGCGCGGCAUCCUCGUGAAGAACGGCAGCCAGGCGCAGCACGCAACAGCAGCCCAUUUUUUUCACAGGAAUGCCAGCCAGGCAGUGUCAGGGAAACAGCACAGGGUGCCUUCCGGAAACUCCAGUUGGACUCUGCCAGGGCAAAAACCAGGUCUCCUUCAGAGAAACACUAGCCAGGCACAAAGGAAAAAGAGGCCUGAUUUCUCUGACAGAAACCCAAGCCAAGAACUGCCAGGGGAAAAGCAUGGCCUGCCCCACAGGAACACCAGCAGUGGGGUGGCCAGAAAAGAUCCCAGCUCUUCCCAUAAGAACUCCAGCCGGGCACUGAUAGAAGAAAAGCCCGAAAUUGCUUUUAGGAAUGUCAGUCACUUUCUAACAGAAGAAAAGCUCAGGGCUCCCCACAGGAACGCCAGUUGGGUGGUGCCAAGGAAAAGGCCAGGUGGUUGGCACAGGAAUGCCAGCACAGCUGAGUCUAACAAGGAGCCCAGGCCUCCCCACAGGAACAGCAGCUGGGCACUGCCCGGAAAACAGCCUAGAAAUGUCAGCCAGGCCCUGACAGGGACGAAGCGCGGCACUGUGCGCAAGAGCGGUCGCCAGUCAAAGGUGGGAAAUGCCCUCAUCAGCACCCCUUUUAAAAAUAGCACACAAAGAGAGGCUGUGAAGGAACAGACUGCCUCUCGCAAGAACGUCUCCAGGGCCGGGGCGGGCACACCAAAAUGGCGGCCUCUGGUGCCAAAGGAAAGAGACGAACCCCUCAUGCCCUCUCUGCCCCCAACUUGCCUGCUCUCUGAGCAUGCCAUUGCAUGUGGCAAUGCCCGCCUGAUGAAUGUGCCAAAGCUGAGUGAUCCUGCGCUCAAAACCCUCUACCUGGCAGAGAAUGAAAUCACCCAGGUCCCAGCUGGAAUCUUCUUGGAUCUGCCCAACCUGGAAUGGCUGGAUCUCAGCAAGAACAAACUGGAUUCCUCUGGCCUCCACCCGGAAGCUUUUAAGAAUCUGACCAAGCUGAAGCGUCUCAACCUGGACGGGAACCAGCUCACGGCAAUCCCGGCCUUGCCUUCCUCGCUGCAGGAACUGAAGCUGAACGACAACCGGCUGGAAGGGCUUCAGAGAAACAAUUUCCGAGGUGGGGUCCCUGCGCUGCCACCUCCCCCGCCCCCGCCCCUGCCACUGCCCCCGCCGCCACCACCGCUCCUGUUCCUCUCCAUCUCAGCGAACAGCGAACUGGGCAUCUUCCCUCUAAAGGGGCAGGAUAGUGCCUUCCUCCUCUUCCUCCUCCUCUUCCUCCUGCACUUGGAUCAGUGGCGGUAG